Molecule: messenger RNA, 1428 nt
Organism: Odocoileus virginianus texanus
Lineage: Eukaryota; Metazoa; Chordata; Mammalia; Artiodactyla; Cervidae
Source: RefSeq, a predicted model, not a curated record
AUGUCCGAAGACAGAAACGUACAAAAGUCCGCCAGACCGCAGAAAACUGAAGCGCUGGGACUCGCUGCGCCAGAGGGACCGGAGGCAGAAGCUAGGGUAGAGGGUCGGGGAGGCCGUACCUUGGGUGAAGAGCCUGACCGGGCGAGACGGCAGCAGUCUGGGCUCGGCUUCGGGGCAGCGGGGGACCUGGGCGCCCUAAGAUCGCGCCUCUGGCCCAAGUCUGCCCCACCCCUCAGCGGCCGAACCCCAGCCUGGGGGCGCUUUCCGCUCCGCGUGGGCAAUGGCUGUUUCCACAAAAACUGGGUAACCCCAAGCUGCGACAGGUACUGGGCAGGCACCUGUAGGGGUCCUCGGACUUUGUUUCUUCUUCAGAAGAACGCCAGCUUCGCGUUUCGCGGCUCUUCCCGAAAUGCUUUGCGGCAGGAAGGCCUACGUCAGACGCGCUACUGCGCAUCUUACGUUUGCUUAGGUCUCCUAGAUGACUACCUGGAGGGGGCCAAGCACUUCAAACCUCAUGGGUUCUCCUGCGACAAGGCUAAGGCAAGCUCCUCCGAAUGGCUGGCUGUGGAUGGGUUGGUCAGUUUCUCAGACAACAGCAAGGAGGAUGCUUUCUCCGGGACAGAUUGGAUGGUGGAGAAAAUGGAUUUGAGGGAGUUUGAUUUUAAUGAUACCCUGUUGAGUAUAGAUGACCUGGAAACCAUGCCAGAUGAGCUCUUGGCCACGUUGGAUGACACAUGUGGUCUCUUUGAUCCCCUACUCCAGGAGACUAAUAAGGAGCCCCCUCAGAUAGUGAACCCAAUUGGCCAUCUUCCAGAAAGUUUACCAACAAUUGACCAGGGUGCCCCCUUCAUUUUCUUGCAACCUCUUCCUCCUUCCCCAGGGGCCCUUUCUUCCACUCCAGAUCAUUCCUUUAGUUUAGAGCUAUGCAGUGAAGUGGUUAUCUCUGAAGGAGAUAGCAAGCCAGACUCCACCACUUGCAGUACUGUGAUCCCUCAGAGCAUAAAGGAGGAGGAUGCCCCCUCAGAUGAUAGUGGCCUCUGUAUGAGCCCCGACUCCUCUCUGGGCUCUCCCCAGCAUAGCCCCUCCACCUCCAGGGGCUCUCCAAAUAAGAGCCUGCUAUCUCCAGGUGCCCUCGGUGGCUCUUCCCGCCCCAAACCCUACGACCCUCCUGGAGAGAUGGUAGGAGCAAAAGUAAAGGAUGAGAAGCUAGACAAGAAGCUGCAGAAAAUGGAGCAGAACAAGACAGCAGCCAUUAGGUACCGCCAGAACGGGGCAGAACAGGAGGCUCUCGCUGGUGAAUGCAACGAGCUAGAAAAGAAGAAUGAGGCUCUGAAAGAGAAGGCAGAUUCCUUGGCCAAGGAGAUCCAGUAUCUUAAAGAUCUGAUAAAAGAGGUUCGAAAGGCAAGGGAGAAGAAAAGGGUCCCCUAG